AGCUCUGACUCUAAACAGAAACUUAACACAGCCAGUCAGCAGCUGAAGACGCUGCAGCUCCUGUGUUAUUUAUUUAUGGUGUUUUCUAAACACACUUUGGGGGAAUAGUCAGGGCUGGAAUUCUCUUAAUUCUUGCUGUAGAGGAGGCUGAUGCAUGACUGAAGCAUGGAGACUUACAGCACAGUCCAGUUCGACCCCAAAGAGCACCAGCAUCUGCGCUAUAACCCCCUGCGGGACUCCUGGGUGCUGGUUUCAGCUCAUCGAAUGAAGCGUCCCUGGAAAGGACAAGUGGAGAAGCCGCCUGAGGACAACGUCCCACGCCACGACCCCAACAACCCUCUCUGCCCCGGGAGCACCAGAGCCAACGGCGAGGUCAAUCCAGAGUAUGACAGCACUUUCCUCUUUGAGAACGAUUUCCCAGCGCUGCAGCCAGAUGCUCCAGACCCUGGUUCAGAUCAUCACCCACUGUUCCAGUCUAAAGCUGCUAGAGGAGUUUGUAAGGUCAUGUGCUUCCACCCCUGGUCUGACAUCACUUUACCCCUGAUGCAACCAGAGGAGAUCCGCAAGGUGAUUGACAAGUGGGCGGAGCUCAUUGAGGAACUGGGCCCCACUUAUCCAUGGGUGCAGAUCUUUGAGAAUAAAGGAGCCAUGAUGGGCUGCUCCAACCCUCAUCCUCACUGUCAGGUUUGGGCCAGCAGCUUCCUGCCUAAUGAACCGGCCCUGGCUGAGCGCUGUCAGAGGGAGUAUUUACAGAAACACGGAGAGCCCAUGUUGCUCCAGUACGCUCGCAUGGAGGCUCAGGCACAGGAGCGUCUGGUGUUGGAGAACGAGCAUUGGCUGGUAGUGGUGCCUUAUUGGGCAACGUGGCCUUUUCAGACCCUGCUGUUGCCACGAAGACACGUUCUGCGUCUCCCUGACCUCACAUCCCAGGAGAGAGACAGUCUGGCAUCCAUAAUGAAACGGCUCCUGACGAAAUACGACAACCUUUUUGAGGUCUCCUUCCCGUAUUCAAUGGGCUGGCAUGGAGCCCCGACAGGAAGCCACCUGAAAGAAGACAUGAGCCACUGGCAGCUCCAUGCCCACUACUACCCGCCCCUCCUCCGCUCGGCCAGCGUCCGCAAGUUCAUGGUGGGGUACGAGAUGCUGGCGCAGGAGCAGCGGGACCUCACACCUGAGCAGGCUGCUGAGAGAUUACGGGGGCUCUCUGAGGAGCACUACAAGAUCACAGCCAAGGAGGGACAAGCGGGUUUGUAAACGGAGUGAACUGAGCAGAAGAGAGGACGGACUGGAGGACGCGCUGCAGAAGAUGAACAGCUGAAGAAACUUGUUAAUAAAGUGUUAGACUUCAUAAGCCUUGGCUCAUGAGUCGUCAAGGAGUUUCCAAGGUUACAGUACGAGUCAAAAGUUUGGAAACACCUUCUUAUUCCAAGUCUCAUUCAGUGUUUUUAUGUUUAUGAAAUGAUCCAGACUAUGAAGGAACACAUAAGGAAUCAUGUAGUAACUUUAAAGUCUUAAACAAAGCAAAAUACUCUGUGCAGAGGAAUUUAGGUGCUCUUAUCUGGGGAGCUGCUAACUUGCGGUUUCUGAGGCUGGUAACUCUGAUGAACUUAUUCUGUGCAACAGAGGAAACUCUUGCUCUUCCUUUCCAGGGGCAGUCCUGAUGAGAGCCAGUUCCAUCAUCACAUUCUUGAUGGUUUUUACCAUUGCACUUGUGGAUACGUUCUUGAAAAGUUACUGAAUUUUUUAAGAUUUAUUUUUGCCAUAAUAUGGAUUAAAACAUUACUCAAAUAUAGGUAUUCACUCUAUAACUGUAACUCUACCUCUUCACAACUUUACAACUGAUGCUCUCAAACAAGUUUUUAAGGGGCUGAAAAAAUCCAGCCAAGAUGUGCAAAGCUGUCAUCUAAUCAUCAUUCCAAAUGUCUUCAACAUAUAAACAAAGAAACAUAUAAAUAAAGAAAAAAACAUUUUUAACGUAAUUAAUUUUUAAACAUAAUUAAGAAGGUGUCUCCAAACUUUUGAAUGGAACUGUAUUCCUGGUAUACACAACACUAUGAAUGAAUGUUAGAGGAAUGUUAUAUGCUAAAUAUAAAAAAUAUAUAUAUAUAUUGCACCCAGUAUCAAGCUUUGCUCUAACUCAAUGCUCAAUUAUUCAGAUAACCUUGCAACUUGAGCCAUCUCUACGAUCAGAAUUGAACUUUAUUCACAAGAUAGCACCUCACAGCUUACCUACAAAACCUACAAAAGUGUGGCUUUCCAACUUACCACCUGAGGUAACACUCCAUCCCCAGUUCACAUAGUGCCGUCCAAUGACUUUUGGCAUAUCUUUAUAGUUCCCUAUUAGUUUCUCUUUGAAUAAUGGGAUAAAUUGUAUCUUUUAUACUGUAAAACUUUGUUGAUUCACUCUUUUUCUACUUGGCACUGUACAAGCAGUGUAUUUAACCUCGGUCACAAGAUAGUAACUCACCACUUAUACCUACAGGUGUGGGCAUUCCUAACUCACCACCUGAGGUGAUCAGUUCACCUCUUUGUGAUCAGUUCCCAUACUGCGGUCCAAUGACUUUUGGCAUAUUAGUUUCUCUUUGUAUGAUUGGAUAAACUGUUUUUUUUCUACUAUUGAUUUACUUGGCAGUGUUCCAAAAUCAGGAAUGACAAUGUUCUGACAAAUUUCCACUAAAGUGGGGAAUAAAGUGUGAACUCCAUGCUCUAAUGAUCAAAUUCUUGAUGAAUUUGUGUUGCCUUGGCUUGAGCACACUGUACAAGCAGUGUAAAUUUAACUUUGCUCACAAGAUAGUACCUCCCAACUUAUACCUACAAAAGUGUGGCUUUCCCAACUCACCACCUGAUGUAACACCUUGUGAUUAGUUCACAUACUGCUGUCCAAUUACUUUUGUCAUAUCAUUAUACAGUAGUUCCCUAUUAGUUUAUUUUUGUUUUAUGGGAUAAACUGUAUCUUUUAUACUUUUUUUACUUGAUUUUUUCUACUUGGCCGUGUUCCAAAAUCAGGAAUGACAAUGUUUAGACAAAUUGUCGCUAACGUGGGGAAUAAAGGUAAAUUAAACUAAUCUAAUCUAAACUGCCAAUUCUCUGAGUCUUACCUAAAUGAUGAGCAACCUUCUCAAAUAUUUAUUAAUGGCUAAUCGGCUGUGUUCGGAAUUGCUCAUCAAUAAAAAGAGGGUUUGAACUCCAUGCUCAAUUAAAUUCUUGAUAAAUUUGUGCUGGCUUGCCUACAAGCAGUGUAUUUAACCUUGCUCAAAAGAUAGUACCUUACAACUUAUACCUAUAAAAGUGUGGAUUUCCCAACUCACCACCUGAGGUAACUCUUCAUCCUCAGUUCCCAUACUGCUGUCCAAUGACUUUUGGCACAUUAUUAAAGUUCCCUAUUAGUUUCUCUUCGAAUUAUGGGAUAAACUGUAUUUUUCAUACUGUAAAACCUUUUUGAUUCAUUCUUUUUUCAACUUGGCAAUGUUUCAAGAUCAGGAAUGACAAUAUGUAUGCAGUAAGCCAAAAACAAAUUUCUAUGAAAGUGGGCAGUAAAGUUAAAUUAAACUAAUCUAAUCUAAA
Astyanax mexicanus (Mexican tetra) is the source of this 3564-nucleotide messenger RNA. It is a transcript of the gene galt, whose product is annotated as galactose-1-phosphate uridylyltransferase. Gene Ontology annotation, molecular function: UDP-glucose:hexose-1-phosphate uridylyltransferase activity; zinc ion binding. Gene Ontology annotation, cellular component: cytoplasm. Gene Ontology annotation, biological process: beta-D-galactose catabolic process via UDP-galactose, Leloir pathway. The coding region runs from base 166 to 1254 and encodes 362 amino acids. The record is from RefSeq and is a predicted model, not a curated record. NCBI's taxonomy places the organism in Eukaryota, Metazoa, Chordata, Actinopteri, Characiformes, Acestrorhamphidae. The transcript is spliced from 11 exons.